AUGUCUUCUUAUGCUAACCUUCUCCCUACCAAUGGGAAGUGGAAACAACAAAUCACCGACUACCUUCAGGAAGAUGUCCCUAGCUUUGACUUUGGUGCAUUUGUAGUUGGUGAUAAAUUGGAAACUGCAAAUCUUUACAUGAAGCAAGUCGGAGUUAUAUCAGGAAUCCCGUUCGCCAAGGAAGUUUUCAAACAAUGUGAGCUCGAAGUUGACUGGAAAUUUGAAGAGGGAACUGUAGUCUCGGCAGCAUUGCUUGCUGAACAUAACGGUAAGCUCGUAGUCGCUGUAGUCAAGGGAGCUGCGAACAAAAUCUUGUUAGCAGAACGUACUGCUUUGAACUUGAUGGCCAGACUGUCAGGGAUUGCCACACAAUCUCGUUUGACUAAGGAUCUUGCAGAUUCGGUAGGUUACACAGGGUUGAUCGCAGGAACUAGAAAGACUACCCCAGGUCUCAGACUAUUGGAGAAGUACUCCAUGCUUGUAGGUGGUGUUGAUACUCAUAGAUAUGACUUAUCUUCCAUGGUUAUGCUCAAGGAUAACCAUAUCACCUCCACUGGUAGUAUAACAAAGGCUGUUAAGGCAGCCAGAUCUGUAUGUGGGUUUGCCAUUAAGGUCGAGGUCGAGGUCUCUACAGAGGAGGAUGCUCGUGAAGCCAUUGAUGCUGGUGCUGACGUUAUCAUGUUGGAUAACUUUAAGGGCGCUGAAUUGCAGAAAGUAGCUAAGAGCUUGAAAGCUUUCUAUGCAGCUCAACCAACUUCAAAGUCAUUCUUACUUGAAUGCUCCGGAGGGUUGACCUUAAACAACUUAUCUGGCUAUCUCUGUAACGAUAUUGAUAUUUACUCCACGAGUUCUAUCCACCAAGGUACUGGGAUUGUUGACUAUUCAUUGAAAAUUAAUUAG
This is a messenger RNA of Dujonia railenensis, 900 nucleotides long. Lineage: Eukaryota; Fungi; Ascomycota; Pichiomycetes; Serinales; Debaryomycetaceae. The record is from the annotation of a GenBank genome assembly.